Talaromyces proteolyticus is the source of this 2934-nucleotide messenger RNA. RefSeq lists its product as uncharacterized. Gene Ontology annotation, molecular function: monooxygenase activity; O-methyltransferase activity. Lineage: Eukaryota; Fungi; Ascomycota; Eurotiomycetes; Eurotiales; Trichocomaceae. Bases 1 to 2934 code for a protein of 977 amino acids. The record is from RefSeq and is a predicted model, not a curated record. The transcript has 8 exons.
AUGGCUUACAUUCCGCAAACAACCACUGUACUUGUUGUUGGCGGUGGACCGGCUGGUUCUUAUGCCGCCUCCGCCCUGGCACGAGAAGGGAUUGACGUGGUGGUUCUGGAGGCGGACAAGUUCCCUAGAUACCAUAUCGGAGAGAGCAUGCUUCCAUCCCUGCGCUAUUUUCUGAAGUACAUCGACGCCUACGAGAAAUGGGAAUCACACGGUUUUAGAAUCAAGAAUGGCGCGGCUUUCAAAUUGAACUGGAGCCGACCAGAAGCGUAUACCGACUUUAUUGCCGCCGGAGGGCCUCAAGGACAUUCCUGGAAUGUGGUCCGUUCGGAAGGAGAUGAGCUGCUUUUCAAACACGCUGGAGAAUCUGGCGCCAAAAUAUUUGAUGCCGUGAAAGUUAACUCCGUCGAAUUCGCACCAGGGAGUGCAGGCACCAUCGAUGGCCACGAGUACCCCGGCCGCCCGGUCUCCGCUGGCUGGAGCACCAAGGAUGGUCGCUCUGGAACCAUUUCCUUCACGUACCUCAUCGAUGCCAGUGGGCGACAGGGUUUGCUUAGCACUAAAUACUUGAAGAACCGUCACUACAACCAAGGGCUCAAGAACAUUGCGAAUUGGGCCUACUGGAGAGGCUGCGGUGCUUAUGGCGUCGGUACUCCUAGGCAAGGCUCGCCCUACUUCGAGGCGCUGAGAGAUGCCAGUGGUUGGGUUUGGUUCAUUCCGUUGCACGAUGGAACCCACUCGGUUGGUAUCGUCCAGAACCAGGAGAUGGCCACCAAGAAGAAGAGAGAGGCCGGCUCACCGUCUAGCAAGGACUUUUACCUUCAGUCAUUAGAGCUGGUACCCGGUAUCAAAGAGUUGAUUGGUAGUGCUGAGCUUAUCACGGAUAUUAAAUCUGCGUCCGACUGGUCAUACAGUGCAUCUCACUAUGCAUUCCCGUAUGCUCGGAUAAUUGGAGAUGCAGGCGCCUUUAUUGAUCCUUUCUUCUCAACUGGUGUGCAUUUGGCUGUCCAUGGUGGACUCUCUGCAGCAACGACUGUCGCGGCAUCUAUACGAGGUCACACCACCGAGGAUGCUGCUGCCGCUUGGCAUUCUAAGAAGACAUCAACGAGCUAUACCCGGUUUUUGGUCGUAGUCAGCAGUGCACUGAAGCAGAUCCGCCUGCAGGAUGAGCCUGUGAUUAGCGACUUUGAUGAGGAUAGUUUUGAUAGAGCAUUUGAUCUCUACAGACCUAUUAUCCAGGGCACGGUUGAUGCUGACACAAGGGGCAAACUUACUCAAGAUGAAAUCUCUAAGACAGUCGAGUUUGCAUUCCGUUCUUGGCUUCACAUUGAUCCAACACUGAAAGAAUCUCUUGUCGAGAAGCUGAAGAGUCUUGAUGUUCAUGAUGCCGAGGCCACAGAUGAAAAAACGGUAAAAGCCAUUGAUGAGAUUCAAAAAACCCUCACGCCAGAAGAAUCCCAAGCAUUGGACAUGCUGCGCGGACGAAAGAUGAUGCGUCACGAGGAUAUGGUCAAUAUCGACAAUUUCACCAAGGACACAAUUGACGGAUUGGUAGCUAUCGUCGAGCGAGGGAAACUUGGAUUGAAGCAGACCGAGACCCAAAAGCUUAGUAAAGCACAGCUAUUCUCCUUGGGAUUCUUGGAGGGGCACACUCCAGACGUUGACAAGAUGAUGAGCGACAAAAAAGACGAGGGAAAAACCACGAACGGUCAUGCAAACGGUCAGGUAAAUGGUCAUGUGAAUGGAUCAUCUUCUGCCAAUGGAUCCAGCAACAACAACAACAAGCAUGGCGGUUCCGGCUUCGAUAAGCUUCUUCACCCUGUUCUUGGUGAGGGACUGGUGCUAGAUGAGUCUAGUCGGCACUUCCUCAUAAACUCUCUUCAGGAAACCGCAGAAAAGCUAGAGACCCCUCAUGAUACCAUGAGGCGUCUUGCGGAUACUGGUCGUAUACUUGGUUUGAUCAAGAUCGGAAACCGCCUCGGUCUUUUCAAGUCUCUGGCGGAAACCGAGUCUUCUCUAACAGUUGAUGAGUUGACCAGACCCGGUGGCGCAGACCCUUCCCUAGUUGGACGUCUCUUGCGUUACUUCUCCGGUCAUCGUUUUGUCAAGGAGGUUGGAAAGGACCGCUUUACAGCCACUCAGCAUACGAAGACCCUUGCAGAUGACGGAAUUUCGAGCACUCUAGAGUUUUUCUAUACCAUCAGCAACCCCGCCUUUCACGCCCUUCCAGAUUUCCUCGAAGAAAAUGAAUACAAGAGCCCAACUAAUGGUAUCAGUUCCUUCCACAAGUCGCAAAAUACACACAUCAAUUUCUUUGCCUGGGCAAAGAAACGCCCAGACAUCUUGAAGUUGCUGCGUGGAGUAAUGUCCGUGCACAAGGAAGGUGACUGGCUCAGUGUCAUUCCUUUCAAUGAAAUUAUUGCCUCUGAACCAGCUGAUCGCACCAUUUUUGUUGAUAUAAAUGGAAAUAUAGGCAAACAGUCCAGAAGCUUGGUAGGAGCAUAUCCGCAGCUCGCCGGACGUGUUAUUCUUGAAGAUAGUCCGGAGACUGUUAAAUUCACUCCACCCAUUGAUGGAGUCGAAAAGGUAGCGCACGAUGUCUUCACGCCACAACCAAUCAAGGGAGCUAAGUACUAUUAUCUCAACGCGAUCCUUCAAACGCUGGACGAUGGCCCUGCUAUUGGCUUACUCAAGAAUCUUGUUCCUGCAUUGAGCCCAGGUUCUCAGAUCCUCCUUGAUGAAGUUGUUCUUCCCGAUACUGGGGCCAACCUGUACCCUACUGGUCUCGAUUUGCAGAUGCUGGCUAUGUUUGGGGCUAAGAUUCGUACUCUCGACCAGUGGAUUUCCCUGCUCGAUGGUGCCGGUCUAAAACUGGCUGAGGUCAAGGCAUACACUCCUGUCAUGCGGUUUUCUAUCCUCUAUGCAGAGCCCAAGUAG